Messenger RNA from Candida albicans SC5314, 4389 nucleotides. RefSeq names its product protein kinase (gene HSL1). The transcript has a single exon. Gene Ontology annotation, molecular function: tau-protein kinase activity; ATP binding; protein serine/threonine kinase activity. The record is from RefSeq and is a predicted model, not a curated record. NCBI's taxonomy places the organism in Eukaryota, Fungi, Ascomycota, Pichiomycetes, Serinales, Debaryomycetaceae. Gene Ontology annotation, cellular component: cytoplasm. Gene Ontology annotation, biological process: intracellular signal transduction; microtubule cytoskeleton organization; protein phosphorylation. Bases 1 to 4389 code for a protein of 1462 amino acids.
AUGUCAACAGUUGUUAAUAGACGGUCAUCACAUCAGUUUGACUCUCCGAGUAAUCAUUUGGAUCAUUCAUCUUCGAUGAAUGUGGAUAAGGUGGUUCAAUCAGUUACAAAUGCCACUAAGCGUCUAUCACAAAUAUCUACCAACACCAAUAACUCCAAUAAGAAAAGAAAAACCCAAAAUAAAAUUGGACCUUGGAAAUUAGGUAGAACUUUGGGUAGAGGUUCUACUGGUAGAGUGAGGUUAGCCAAAAACACUACUACAGGUCAAUUAGCCGCUGUCAAAAUUGUUCCUAAAUCAAAUUUCAAGAAAUUAGAAAAUCCAAAAUAUAAACGCUCUAAAGAAGAUGCUACAAGAUUACCAUAUGGUAUUGAACGUGAAAUCAUUAUUAUGAAAUUAAUAUCCCAUCCUAAUAUCAUGGGACUUUACGAUGUUUGGGAAAAUAAGAACGAUUUAUACUUGAUUUUAGAAUAUAUUGAAGGAGGUGAACUUUUUGAUUAUUUAAUCAAACGAGGCAAAUUACAAGAAUAUGAAGCAAUAAAUUAUUUCAAACAAAUAAUCAAUGGUAUCAACUAUUUACAUCAAUUUAACAUUUGUCAUCGUGAUUUGAAACCAGAAAAUUUGUUAUUGGAUUUCAAUAAAAAUAUCAAGAUUGCCGAUUUUGGUAUGGCUGCAUUAGAAGUUAAAGAGAAAUUAUUGGAAACCUCUUGUGGUUCUCCUCAUUAUGCUUCACCAGAAAUUGUUGCUGGUAAAAACUAUCAUGGAGCUCCUUCGGAUAUCUGGUCAUGUGGUAUCAUCUUAUUUGCCUUAUUGACUGGCCAUUUACCGUUUGACGAUGAAAACAUUAGAAAAUUAUUAUUAAAAGUUCAAAGCGGGAAAUUCAAUAUGCCUCCAGAAUUGAGUUUCGAAGCUAAAGAUUUAAUCACCAAAAUGUUAAAAGUCAACCCAAGGGAACGUAUAACCAUUGAUGCCAUAUUGACACACCCAUUAUUGGCCAAAUACCCUGAACCAACUGUUUCCUAUUCUUCGACUACGACAUUGGAUAUAAAUAGUAUCAAUAUCAAACAGAUUGAAUCAGUUGAUAAAAUCGACAAGGAAAUCCUUAAGAAUUUAUCUGUUUUGUUUCACAAUUGUGAUGAAAAAACCAUAAUCUCAAGAUUAUUAUCACCAAAUAGAUGUCCAGAAAAAAUGUUUUAUUACUUGUUGAUGAAAUAUAGAAACGAACAUUUAUCAAAUUCAAAUUCAUUCAACAGCAGUAAUGAUGUGGACUCUGCUAGAUCUUUACCAAGAUCAACCUCAUAUGUAAAGACUACGGUAACAGAUCAUGCCACGGGUGAAAAGCAUACUACGGUGAAAAAAAUCCAACAAUCAUCUUCCAUUUACUCAAACCGGUCAUUAUUGAAAAAAUCCACCUCAGCAAAGGGUAAUGUAUUAUCAAAUAUCACCAAUAGACCUAAUACUCCAAAACAAUUCAGUGCAUCCAGCUCAUUUAAUAAAAAGAAAGCUCUUCAUAGUAAAACGCAAAUUUAUGCAUCACGGAGUAGAAAUGCAUCAUCUCGUUCUUUAAAAUCAAAUUCAUCAACUGGAAGAAAUGGUAAUAAUGCUUCUGUCACUUCAGUAAACAAGAUUCCCGAGAUUACUGGUGCUACAGUUUUGCAACCAAUUCCUCUGAUGGCUAUGAAUAGAGGUGACGAGCAACAGAAUAAGACCAAGAAAAAUUUAACUGGUACUUUUGGCAAUAAAUCUUUAUUGAACUUUCAGUUGAUUUGUGAAGAAGUUUUUGAAAAUGACAAGGAGAAUUCAAAACCAGUAUCAAAAACACCAGUAUCACAACUACCACCUCCACCUCCACCACCUAUUGAAACACCAACACUGAGAACAAACUCUGUGAAGAGAGGCAAAACAUGGUCAUUAGCAAGAAGAGAACGAGAAUUGGCCGAACAAGUACGCCAAAGAAAUGAAGCUCGAGAAAACAAAUUAAAGGCAGAAGAACUUGCUCGUAAAGAACUUGAACAGGAAAAGAAACGGAUUGCAGAAGAGAAAAAACGUUUGGAACAACAGGAAAGAGAACUCGAUGAAAAGCAAAAAUUACAAGAAAAGCAGAAAGCAGCCCUUGAGAAAUUACAAAAACAUCAAAGUGCUCAUGAUUUUGAAGGGUUGUUUGCAAGCAAUCGUCGUUCAGUUACUGAUAUGGCACCAUCUUCUGGUAUGUCACUGUUAGAUCCAAGAGCUCACAUGGUUUCCCGAGCCAAUACUAUAGGGUCACCAAAUUUGAGUAGCAGCUCUGUCAACAUUGAUGAAAAUGCAUCCAAGGUAUUGCACAAGUUCGGAAUUGAUGUUGCUCCUUCACCUAAACGAUUUUCUCGUGCUUCCAAAACGUCAACAUCCAAAAACUUGUCGUCAUUCUUGGCUCCUACUGUGUCACGUAAUUUAUCGUCACAGUUGAAAACAUCAAGUUCAAAAAAUUUGGCUGGUUAUUUACAUGGUACAACUGAUACUAAUGGUUCUGCUAUUGCUGCCAAGAAGAAGGAUAAUUCUACCAAUAAAGCACUCACAAUUGAGGAAUUCAAUGCCAAGGAAAGAACCAGCAUGUCACCUUCAAUUUCUAAAGCCUCAGUAAACAAAAGGAAUAGUAAUCAAAGCAGUUAUUACCGGUCUAUGUUUAGUGACAAUGGCAAUGAUGAUAAUGUAACUAAAGUUCGAACUAGAGAGAGUCAUUUGUCGGUACAGGAAGAAGAAGAAAUGGAUAUGGAGAAUGCAAUUGACGAGGAUAUUUCAUUAAUACCAAAUCCGAGAUUCUCAAGGUUUUCUUUUGGCGGAUUAUUAGGAUCAAAUACUGUUGCUAAUGAGGAAGGAGAUUGGACAAUAAUGAAUAGCACUCUCAACCAUUCGAACACAGUUGUCAGGAGAACUCAUAAUAAAUCAUCUACCAUGUUAGGUUUGGGUAUUAAAAUGAGAGACACGACAACGAUUAAAGAGGAUGAAGAAUUUGAGGAUGAAAAACCAUUCAUUUCUGUACCUUCUUCUGAAGAUGAUGAAGGGAAUACACACAAAAAUAAACGUGGAGGACUUCGUGAUAGUGGGAACUAUGAUUUUGAUGAAGAACAUUCAGUCGCAAGCACAGCUAACACUGAAUAUUCCGAUGUUGCUUCUCAGGGACAACAAAGGCCAGGUUCUCACACCAUUCAUCAAUUGGAAACUGAAUUAUCUAACUUUGAUCUUUUGAGUUAUAGAGUAGCUGAUAUUGGUAAAGUUAACAAACAUAAGCCAAGCAUAGUUGAUUCCAAGGAAACUUUACUUAAGAAUCAUUCAUCUGAUGAAGCCACUAUUGAAGUUAAGGAAGAUAACAACGAGCAUGACUUCAAUGAUAAAAUAAAACAACAUUAUGAUGAUAAUGGUGACAGUGAAGAAGACGACGAGGACGAGGACGAAGAAGAAGAAGAUGACGAUGACGACGAUGAUGCUAGAAGCUCAUUUGAAGCCAGACCACAUAGUCAUAAUUACUCAUUAGCAGAAAUAACUAGUGAAAGUCCAGUAGGUGGAGGUUAUGAGUCACCUUCAAUUGCCAAUGAUUUCAAGAAAUCAAGACAUUCGACUGGUAUUUUCAGUACUACUCAGUUCCCACGAUCUCCAUAUGUUGUCAAUAAUAAUGGUGAUUCCAAUAAAGAUGAAAACAGUCAGCAACAAACCAAACAUAUGUUGAAUGAUGGUCAUAAGGGAUUGAUUACCAGUCCAGUACAAGACACUUUUGGUUCCAAGAAACCAGUAGAAUCCAAUUCAUUAUUCAGGAGACUAUCAUUGAACCCUAAUAGAGCGGCACCUAAAGCUCCAGCACCACCACCACCCUCAGCACCAACAUCAUCUGCAGCCAAAGCCAAUAUUUCACAACCACUUUCAUCGCCUACAAAAGGCCAUAAUAGAUUUUCACGAAUAUCAAUUGGAUCGAAAAAUAUGUUACAAAAAGAAGAUAAAAGUACCAAGAGUAAUUGGUUCAAAAAAUUUUUCCAUUCAUUGACUACACCAAGCACAAAGGAACAAUCAGGAAAUAGUUCAAGUAAAGUAGCUUCUAAAGAUAUUAAAAUCAUUGAUACUUCCUUGACUGCUGCUCAACUAAUACGAGUGAUUAAAUAUCAAUUAGAAUUGAAAAAAAUUGAAGGUUCUAUUUCUAAAGUAGACAUUGAUGAAGAAUUUGGGUUAAUAUCAGGGGUGAUACCAAGUAAAUUUGCAAAUGGUAGAAAAUUGAAAUUUAAAAUUGAAGUUAUUGAUUUAAUAAAUUCAUCAUCAUUGCAUGUAAUUAAAAUGAAAGGUAACGAUAAAGGGUUCCAAAGUUUGGUCAAUAUUGUCACGUUUAUAAUCAAAAAAGAAGAACAAGAUAAAAUCUGCAGGAGGUGA